GACAAAACGCAGACGUAGUUCAAGUCAGAACAGAGCUUGAACACAGCAGACGACCACUGAUUCAUUUGUUUCCACUAAAUCUUCUUUUGCCGUUGCAACAUCUAGUUCCUGUUGUCGGACAUGGCAGCUGACUGCGAGGCCUGGCUCAACUCGAACCCCGUCGAGGCCGACAAUGUGAGUGACUCCUUUUUGUCUGAAGAUGAAAGCAAUGGUGGAGCGCUCAUCGUCAACAAGAACAUCAACAACGAGAUCAAUGGCAACUGGCUGUUGUCGUCAAGCAGCAGCAUCCAAGAGGCACGUCUCAAGGCCAAGGCCAAGCGGAGGCUCAGAAAGAACUCAUCCAGGGAUUCUGGCAGGGGGGACUCCCUUAGUGAUAAUGGCGAUCUGGUCAGGGGGACAGCGGUGGCCCCCACCAGCCCCAAAAGCAAGCUGCUGGACAGAAGGUCCAGACUGGGCAAAGGCAGAGGACUGCCAAAGAAAGGUGGGGCUGGAGGCAAAGGUGUGUGGGGCAGAUCCGGUGAAGUGUAUGAACCAGAGCAAGUCGAUGAGAAAGAUCCAAACUAUGAUGAAGCUCAGGAAAACUGCGUGUAUGAGACUGUGGUCCCUCCGCUGGAUGAGAAGGACUUUGAGAAGACUGUCACGCCCAUCGUGCAGGAGUACUUUGAACAUGGAGACAAAAAUGAAGUGGUGGAGCUGCUAGCAGAUCUUAACCUGGGGCCCAUGAGAAGCGAAGUGCCCUCGCUGGCUGUGUCGUUGGCCCUGGAGGCCAAGGCCAGCCAGCGGGAGCUGACCUCCAGGCUGCUGGCUGAUCUUUGUGGGCCCGUCUUAUUACGCAGUGAUUUGGAGAAGUCCUUUGAUAAACUCCUCCGAGAGCUUCCAGAUCUGGUGCUGGACACACCUGGAGCCCCGCAGCUAAUGGGCCAGUUCAUCGCACGUGCUGUCUGUGACAAAAUAUUGUCAAAGAGCUACAUUGAGGGCUACAAAGGCAGAGUUGGCUGUGAAUACACAAGGGCAGCCCUAGACCGGGCGGCUGUGCUUUUGAAGAUGAGUAAGGGUGGGGUUCGUGUAGACAACCAAUGGAGCACAGGCGGGGGACAGAGACCUGUCACACAGCUCGUCAAAGAGAUGAACCUGCUACUUAAGGAAUACAUCCUAUCUGGAGACAGCAAGGAGGCUGAGAGGUGCCUACGAGAUUUGGAGGUUCCUCAUUUUCACCAUGAGUUUGUCUAUGAGGCUAUAGUAAUGGUACUUGAAUCCAAGGGAGAGAAGACAUUCAAAAUGGUUCUGCAGCUUCUUAAGUCACUCUCUGUGUCCUCCAUCAUCACUGUGGACCAAAUGAGAAGGGGCUAUGAAAGAGUUUAUAUGGACAUAGCUGAAAUUAACAUAGAUGUUCCUCGUGCGUACUUCAUCCUUGAGCAGUUUGUUGAAAAGAGCUUUAAUAUGGGAAUCAUUGAUGUAAAGUUAAGAGAUCUUUGCCCCUGUAGGGGUCGCAAGAGAUUUGUCAGCGAGGGAGACGGGGGUCUCAUCAAAACUGAAAGCUAAAGAGAAGCGCUUUUAACGCUCCGGUACUUUUUUACUUGCAUUUUUCCUAACUAGUAGUGGGAAAAAAUGCACUUUUGAAACUGAAGUUCUUUAGAUGGUUUCCUCCCUUGUUUAAGCAUAAACAAUAACAUAAGCUACCCCAGAAAGUGCCAUACCUCUGUGUCAGUCAUUCCAUGUUAUGAUGAAUUGUAUUCAAUGGAGUUCACUGCCACACCUUUUGUGUGUUCUAGGAGGCAACUGUUUGUACAUGCGACUGCUUUGUUUCAAGAGCUUUAUAAUAUGUACGGAAAAUAAAGGAGACUAUGUUUGUUAUAUGCAAUACUGCCUCCCCCCCC
This is a messenger RNA of Phycodurus eques (leafy seadragon), 1877 nucleotides long. RefSeq names its product programmed cell death 4b (gene pdcd4b). Gene Ontology annotation, cellular component: cytosol; nucleus. The coding region runs from base 121 to 1542 and encodes 473 amino acids. The record is from RefSeq and is a predicted model, not a curated record. Gene Ontology annotation, biological process: negative regulation of DNA-templated transcription. NCBI's taxonomy places the organism in Eukaryota, Metazoa, Chordata, Actinopteri, Syngnathiformes, Syngnathidae. The transcript is spliced from 12 exons.